Messenger RNA from Coregonus sp. 'balchen', 5119 nucleotides. Lineage: Eukaryota; Metazoa; Chordata; Actinopteri; Salmoniformes; Salmonidae. The record is from the annotation of a GenBank genome assembly.
AUGUACUGUCGUAAGGGCAUCAUUUUCGGUAUGAAUAUAUUUUGGGCUCACGUCCUCAUUUACAUUAUGGGUAAAAUUUCACGGUACGUUCUGUGAGAAAUAAACAACAACAAUAGCAACAACAAGUCUCAUCCAUUUUUAAUUUGAAACAUAUUCUAUACAUUUCUCUCAAAGUAGAAUACACUAGGCCUCCAUAUUGCAUUGCUGCUAGUCACAAGCAGUUGCUGAAGGUUGAAUUUAUUUAUUCACUUUAGAUGCAGGGCUUAUGUAUUACCUUAGAAAUGCUAAAUGAAGAGGCUCAGGCGUUUGAAAUUCAGGUGGAAAUGACUGGGCUUGAUAGCAUAGGAGAAUCCUAAUGGGCCCAUCAAAGACCUGAUUUGUACCCAACAGACGAGGCAGCUGUGAAUUGUAUGAAAUAUUGGAAAUCAAUAGCUUCUAUGGAAUUUCAUUAAGCGGCAGUAUCCACAAUUGAUAGGCCCUCAUAAUUUGAUGGAUUGCACAAAGAAAAUUAUUAUCUGGGCUCUAUUGAGAGGGCUCGAAUGCGCAAAACUGGGUCUUGAGAAUUGGUGAACUAGGGCAAUUUGUUCAGAGUAAAAAAAAAAGAAGAGAAUAUUGAUUUUGGUCACGUUAAAAGAAAGCAAAAAAAAUAAUUAAAGGUUAAAUCUUUGCAGAGCUGCUCUGCAGAAUAUGUGUUGAAAUUCUAUUGAUUAUUUAUUAAUUAAUUCUCCUUUUUUGUCUCCCUCCCAUCACUGUCUUUCUCCCUCCCCCUUCCAUCCCCUUCUAUCCUCAGCCACAGGAGAAGUGCUGGAUGACGCAGACAGUGGGAAUGAGAGCCGCAGUGGGAGCGAGGAGACCCACGUGUGUGAGAAGUGUUGCGCCGAGUUCUUCAAGUGGUCCGAUUUCUGCGAACACCUGACGAGCUGCAUCAAAAACCCCCUGGUGCUCAUAGUAAACGAAAACGAAACCGAACCCUCCCGGGAGUAUCCUGCAGAGCCAUCGCCCUCGCCAAGCUGCCGGAGUGACCAGGCAGACAGCGAGGACGCUGGAGAGGGCAGCAGCCACAGCCCCUGUGAGGACGAUGAGGGCGCAGAGAUAGCCCUGGAGGGGGGCAGUGCCCUGGACAAGGAAGACGAGCCCAUGGAGCUGUCUCUUGAGAAACCGGUGGACCUCGAAGAGAGUGACGCCUCCCCAGAGCCAGAUGGUGCUCUACCUCAGCUUAGCGAUUCUGCCCCAUCCUCUGUGAAGAGCUACAGCAUGCCGAGCACCAACGUCACCCUGGAGACGCUACACAGCACCAGCGUGGCAGUGGCCCAGUUCUCCCAGAGUGUCCGUGCCGCGGUGGGCGGGAGCGGGGUUUCCCCCUUGGCCAUCCCUAUGAUCCUGGACCAGCUGAUGUCGCUGCAGCAGCAACAGAUCCACCAACUCCAACUGAUCGAACAGAUCCGCAGUCAGGUGGCGUUGAUGCAAAGGCAGCCCUCCGUCGCCCAGCCGGCCCAAAACGACCACCACCACCACCACACCACAGUUGCUGGCUCCCAGGGGCCGUCAUCCUCCAGCCUCAAUGCCGUGCCCAGUCAACUCCAGCAGUUACACAACUUCAUCACUCCCCCUGUCCACCAGCUGCCCAUCAGGUUGCCCUCACCGCUAAACAGCCUGGGCUCCUCCUCCUCUUCCUCCCUCACCUCUGCUGUAGAUGGACCCCUCUUCUCCCAUACCCAGCAAAGUAGUAAUCAGCAGUCACAUUUUUCGAUGCCCAACACCACCUCAGCAAACUCCUCUUUCCCUCCAUCCAGUGGUAAUGUGCUGUCGUCUCUACUGCCUUCCUGCAUGGCUUCAAUCACACACAGCAGCAGCAGUGGAGCUGGAUCCACAGCUGGAGGCGGCAUGAGCAGCAGCACUACAGCUCUGUCAAGGAAUUCCAGCAGCCCCCCUUCACUAGGCCACAGCAGCCUCCUGAGCACCAGUCCCUCCAAUCUACCACUGAUACCUCACAGUUCAUCUAGCAGUGUCAUCUUCCCAAACCCGCUAGCCAGUAUAGCUGCCACGGCCAAUGCACUCGACCCACUCUCCGCUCUGAUGAGGCACCGCAAGGGAAAGCCCCCCAACGUGUCUGUCUUCGACACCAAGCCCAGCUCCGAGGACCCCUUCUUCAAGCAUAAGUGUAGGUUCUGUGCCAAGGUGUUUGGCAGUGACAGUGCCCUGCAAAUCCACCUGCGCUCUCACACCGGCGAACGGCCCUUCAAGUGCAACAUCUGCGGAAACCGGUUCUCCACCAAGGGCAAUCUGAAGGUCCACUUCCAGAGGCACAAGGAGAAGUACCCGCAUGUCCAGAUGAACCCUUAUCCCGUGCCAGAAUACCUGGAUAACGUUCCGACCAGUUCAGGCAUUCCGUAUGGUAUGUCCUUCCCCCCAGAGAAGCCCAUGACCACCUGGCUGGACAGCAAACCUGUUCUCCCCACGGUCCCCACCUCAGUCGGGCUCCAGUUCCCCCCAACUCUCCCCAGCAUGAUGGGAGGCUACGGUGAUUCUCCGAGCCUCACUCCCCUUAGCAGCUCACCCCAGAGGCCUUCCCCACCCUCCAGCGAGUGUGCCUCUCUGUCACCUAACCUCUUCACUGAAGCAGGCAUGAUCACCCACCUCACAGUCUCCGCAGCCCAACAUAGGGGGCAACAUGCCUCCCAUUCUGAAACCAGAGGGCAUCCACCUGCCCCCAAACCUCCCCACUUCCAGGCCUGGUGAGAACACGACCACCACCACCACCGUUACUCAAGUGGUCCUUGCCACCACGGUCACCGCAACCACAUCCACUAGCAGCUGUACUGAACCCAUCAUUGCCCCCUCCUCUGUCUCCCAUCCAAUCCUGCCCAUGAUCUCUGAUCAGUUCAAGGCCAAGUUUCCGUUCGGCGGCCUCCUGGACUCUAUGCAAACAUCCGAGACCUCAAAGCUGCAGCAGCUGGUGGAGAACAUCGACAAGAAGAUGACCGACCCCAACCAGUGUGUCAUCUGUCACCGUGUGCUCAGCUGCCAGAGCGCCCUCAAGAUGCACUACCGCAUUCACACGGGAGAAAGGCCUUUCAAAUGUAAGGUCUGCGGCCGAGCGUUCACCACCAAGGGCAAUCUGAAAACGCACUUUGGGGUCCAUCGUUCCAAGCCCCCUCUCCGGGUCCAACACUCCUGCCCCAUCUGCCAGAAGAAGUUCACGAACGCUGUGGUCCUGCAGCAGCACAUUCGCAUGCACAUGGGGGGUCAGAUCCCCAACACCCCCCUGCCUGACAGUCUCCAGGAGAUGGACACCGACCUCUCCUUUGACGAGAAGAGCUUAGACGCCAUGAGCAACUAUGAUGACGAGCUACUGGAUGAGAUGGAGGCAGCUAUGGAGGACGAAGCAGAGCUGAAAGUAGGAGAGAUGAUGAUGGACCCAUCCAAACCUCUCCAUCCAUAUUCAGGAAUGUCCCCUGGUCGCUCCCCACCUACCUCUGUCAUCUCCAGUAUCGCUGCUCUGGAGAACCAGAUGAAGAUGAUCGACUCCUCUGUCAAUAUGAGCCGCUCCUUCGGUCUGAAGCCCAUGCAGAAUGGUGGCGGGUUUGGAGGAGAGAACGACUUCUUCAUCAAUGACUCGCUGUGUGCCUCAGGGGACUUGGAAGGCCAGAGUGUGGGAAGCCCGGCACUAUCUGAGUCCUCAGGGUCCAUGCAGCCCCUCUCCCCUGCUCACAGCCACCCUGAGAGCCGUCGAUCCAAGUCCCCUGCCACACUCAACCAUAACAGCAGCACUGCAGCCGAGGAGGGGCAGGAGAACAACGGGAUGGCUACAGUGAAAUCUGAGAAGUCAGACACCCCAUCCCCGGCACCUGUGUCUGAAGGUAAUGGGGCAUUGGACCUGACUGCUAGCAUUACCCAGCCUAGCAGGCACUUCAUCAAGGAGGAGAACCACUUCAACAUGAUGUUCCUGAGCAGAGAUAGAGGUAUAUUCAAUGAUCCUAACUUUGAUAUGGUUCAUUUAUUGUUCAUUAAUUUGUUUCCAAGGAAAAUUAAUAGAUUAAUAAAUACAAAUCGCAAUUUACAUGAAUGAUAUCUGAAAUGUCUAAAAACAUGGUGUUCCACAUUUAUGUCAUUUGAAUAACACACGUCUCCGUUCUCCCAACUAAACAUAUCCUCUUUUUGUUUUCUCUCUCUAGGUCCGAGCAACUCUAGCUUGCUAAACACAGCAUCCAACAUGAUCAAAAUGGAGAUGAAUGGGCACAGGCACAGCAAGCCCAUGUCCCUGAAUGACAGUCCUCACAUGCCCGUGGGCAUCCAAGUGCCCGCUUCUGCACCCCAGACCAACAUGAGCCCCAGUAUCACCCCCAUGCUGGCACCGCCAACUCCCCGUCGCACCCCCAAGCAGCACAACUGCCACAACUGUGGGAAGAACUUCUCCUCAGCUAGUGCCCUGCAGAUCCACGAGCGCACACACACAGGAGAGAAACCGUUUGGCUGCUCGAUCUGUGGAAGGGCCUUCACCACUAAAGGCAACCUGAAGGUAUGAGAGAGAAUAUAAAUAAUAAUAUGCAUUUAAAGUAUAGGAGAAAGAGUACAUUUGUCUGCCUCAAAAAGAAAGUAAUAUAAAGAACAUGAAAAAAGACCAGAGGCUCUUGAAUAAUAAUGUCUGUUCCUUGUGUUUCCUGUUGACUGAAUGCAGGUGCACAUGGGCACCCACAUGUGGAACAAUGCACCAGCCCGUCGCGGACGCCGUCUCUCCGUGGAGAACCCCAUGGCCUUGCUGGGCGGGGACGCCAUGAAGUUUAGCGAGAUGUUUCAGAAGGACCUGGCGGCGAGGGCCAUGAACGUAGACCCCGGCUUCUGGAACCAGUAUGCUGCCGCCAUCACCAACGGCCUGGCCAUGAAGAACAACGAGAUCUCCGUCAUCCAGAACGGAGGCAUCCCCCAGUUGCCCGUCAGCCUGGGUGGAGGAGGUAUGACCUCGCUAGGGGCCAUGUCUGGAGGUAUGGACCGUAUGGACCGGGUGAAUGCCAGCAGCAGCCCUCCCAUGACUGGGCUGGACAAGACAGGUCUGGAGGUUGGGGCUAGACGCCCCUUCUCUCGAUUUAUGGAGGAAAAUAAAGAGAUUGGGAUCAAUUAA